Anopheles merus is the source of this 4740-nucleotide messenger RNA. Its product is annotated as DE-cadherin-like. Gene Ontology annotation, cellular component: plasma membrane; catenin complex. The coding region runs from base 194 to 3388 and encodes 1064 amino acids. Gene Ontology annotation, molecular function: calcium ion binding; cadherin binding. The transcript has 2 exons. NCBI's taxonomy places the organism in Eukaryota, Metazoa, Arthropoda, Insecta, Diptera, Culicidae. The record is from RefSeq and is a predicted model, not a curated record. Gene Ontology annotation, biological process: homophilic cell-cell adhesion.
UUUAAAAGUGAGUACUCGUCAUAACAUAUCUUCAUCCAAAGGAGUAACAAUACUAACAAAAAAAUCUGUUUAACAAGUGAAAGUAACUACUUUCCUUAUUACAAGUGUGAUGUAGUAAGGAAUAUUUACAAUUGACCGUUACGGCAAAGAGUACUCCUAUUUGUCAUCUAUGUGAAACGAAUAAGCUGACAAAAUGACGAGACAAAUAGGUUUCGUCCUUUUGCUGGUUUCAUCAAACUGGUUUCAUUGCCACUGUUUUGCAGCAACGGAUUUCAAAGCACCUGUAAAUCAUAAACCAAACUUUCACAAUUGUGGAGAAUACAAGCCGACAUUGAAAGAAGAACAAGAACCUGGGACAUCUGUACUCCGCGUGACCGCCACUGAUCCAGACCAAUCUCAAACGAUUAAGUACAGCAUUUUAAAUGAAAUGAGAGAAGAACAGCUUUUCGCCAUCGAUGAAGAUACGGGUGAGAUCUUUUCGGCAUACAUCUUCGAUCGAGAUCCUCCGUAUCGGGAUACCGAGUUUUACAUUACGGUACGAGCGACCGAUAACGGUCUGUCCAGUCUGGAUGAUGUGUGCACGAUCAAAGUGACAAUUCUAGACAUCAAUGACAAUCCGCCAGUGUUUGAGAAAGAUUAUUAUGAAGCGUUUGUCUCCAUGAAUAUGACACUUCGCCAACAAGUGACCAUCAUCACAGCAACGGAUAUCGACGACCAAACAAAUGACGUUUUUUUCGAAAUCGUAAAGGAAUAUGGAGAUAGCAGUUACUUCGAGAUUGACCAACAUACUGGUGUAUUCACACUGGAUAAGCGCAUCGAUCGCCACCCAGGAGAGUAUUAUGCGCUUCGUGUUCGCGCUUACAAUCAAGGUUAUAUAGAAAACGAAUCAGAAAACCCAGAAGUUGAUGUGAAAGUAUGCAUAAUUGACGCUGACAAACGCUUACCAUAUUUCACCAAAGUGCCAGAAGCUCCUGUCAUAUUACACGAAAAUUUCACUGCAUUUGAUCAGGUAUUGGCAGUGUUUGAGGCGAAAUCAAAUAUAAACAACGAUAGCAACGUUAUUUUAGAGAUAGUUCGAGGUAAAUUUGAACAGACCAACUCGAUGAACACAUUCCUGUUGGAGCAGAUUGAUAAUACAGCCCACAUUAAGCUGGCAAGAGCGCUCGAUUAUGAAAGGGUCACCGAAUACACGAUAACUGUGAAAGCUACGAACAGGCACGAUCUAGCGACAGAGGCUGUGGUAAAGAUCAUGAUCCUGGACGUAAAUGAUAAUAUUCCGGUGAUCAUUAAAGAUGUAUCAUAUCUCGAAUAUGAACUCAUCGACAAUUCACCGGUAAUCCAAAUACAUGCGUACGAUUUGGAUGCUACAUCAGCUAACAAUAUAAUUUCGUAUAGCAUCGCCGAAAGUAAUCAGCUGCAUUUUACAAUUGAUUCCCACACCGGAACAGUAACGAAACAAAAUAGGCUGUUUGAUGACAAAAAGGACAUAUAUAUUAUCAAAAUAUCUGCUGAAGACAACGCACCAUCCGCCUUACUUCGAAAUGGUAAACCAAACAUGAGCUCUCAUACGUUAAUAGUUAAAAUUAUCAAUAGAGAUCUAACCAUUAUUCCCCAGAAUGCAAUCACUAACAUUCAAACACAAGAGCAGCGGACCAACGACAAAACUUUUCAAGAAAUUUUAAGGAGUUUGAGGAGUUAUGAGCAAAUCAAUUAUAUCAAUAAAAGGCACAUCAUUGUUCACAAUUAUGCAGGCACGCUUACAGAUAAACUGAUAGGAAGUGUGUACAUCGAUUAUGAUAAUGAAGAUAUUUCCAACAAGAUAAUCCUUUGGGAUGAUAGGAUCAGGAACAGGAAACACUUCAGGCUCAAUUUCAAGAGCGGUAUGAUUAUGAUGCUAAAAGGCACACCCGAAGGUAUAUACAAUCUAGAAUUUACAGUGAUUGAAGAAUCAUCCGAUUUUUCACGACACAACGUAUCUGCUCGUGUAACGGUGACAGUGAAGAAUAACUCGGAGGAAGCGGUCAACCAGAGUGGAUCGAUUCGCUUCUACAAUGUAACGGCUGAGACAUUCAUAUCUCAGACACUGGGUGAGCUCAACACUCCCAUGUAUCGACUUCAGCAAAGCAUUGCAAGCAUUUUGGAUACCAGCCCAGAUCAGGUGGAUAUAUUUACGAUCAACAAUCGUAAGCUUGCCCGUGGUGCAUUCUUGGACGUGUUCUUUGCAGUAGAUGAUACUAUUUACACAUCGUCAGAGGUCUUAAAUGCAGUGUUAAGUUUGCAUUUACGCAAAUUGGAGAAAGACGUCGGGUAUCGGAUUGUGACGGUUGGUAUCGAUGAGUGCAUCGAGAAAGGACAUACAUGUGCACAGACAUGCAAGAACAAGGUCCUUAAAACAGCAAAACCAAUCGUAGUGCACACCAACACUAGCUCGUUUGUGGGAAUCACCACAUUGAUGCAAGCACAAUGCAUCCCACAUAUACAAUCUUCGUUGGUAGCAUGCUUGAAUGGUGGCACUUUCCAGAAUGGUAAAUGUAAUUGUCCCAUGGGGUUCGAAGGUCCCCAGUGCGAGAAAUUGGACAUCUGUUUUGAUGAAAGUGGGUAUGCAAUCUAUCCAUCGAUCAACAGUGGCAACGUAAACAACAUCAGCAUUGAGUUAUUGCCCCGACAUAAAGACGGGUUGGUAUUCUACAUGGGUCCUCUGAAGUAUGACCCAUCUUUGAAGGCACUACCUUUUCUGGCAUUGGAAAUAAAAGAUGGUAUGUUGGUUAUACUAUUGGACUAUGGAACUGGAAUUAUUAGGUUCGAGCACCAACAACUAAUUUUACAUACAUUUACAACAGUAGAUAUUGUGUUAGAGCCUCAUCGGUUUGAGAUACAUACUGCAAGCAACAAUUUGAAAGGUAGCAGUAGGAGUCGCUAUGAAAAUAAGGAUUGGAGUGGGGUUCUUCCAGGCAACAUGCCUAUUUUGUUGGGUGGUACAGUCAAUCGCUUUGCCAAUUGGCCAUUACACCUCGUGGGUAUACCACAAACGAUAGAUUAUAACGGUUGCAUGCGAAACCUCACAAUCAAUGGGUAUACGAUAGAUUUUAUGCAGCCGAUUAUGGCAAAUAACGUUUCUUUCAGUAGUCAGUGGUUCAAUUCAGUUCAUAAAUCUUUUUCUUUAAAGAUAUAUGCGCAUGGUAUUGUAUUCAUUUUAAUGUUAGCUACAUGUUAUGUAAUGAAGAACAAUAUACAACAAUUAUUUAAUGAAGUACAAUUUAAUAAGCAUUCAUUGAUAACGUCUGAUGAAAUAUUAUUGUGUUUGCUGAUAUUUGCAUGGUGUAUAGUGGUAGUUUUAAUCUUAGCUUCAAUUCAUUCAAUGAAUGACAAGACAAGUACUGGAAGAUGACAAGACUAGAUGGAUUGGUCAAAACCCAAAUUGAAAAAUUAUUGUGCUAACAUUUGACAGUUGUUGAAACAUAUAUCGCGCGUGAUGAACACAUAUUGGACUUCAUGCGAUCACCUUACGUGAUGUACCGAGUCAAGAUGUUACUAUGUAAACAGCGUUAUUCACCUUGUGUUUUUGCGUUACAUUUAAUUCUUCAGUUUUUCUGAAUGAUUCUGAAUUCCAAAAACAAUCUUGAUUAACUUAACAAUCAUUACAAUAGUAUUUGAUCAUUAGAAUUUUCGGCUUGUAGAAACACUGAUGCUAGCUUCUAUAACCGCACCUCUAAUUUUUAUGUUUUGCUGUGCUGUUUUCGUGUCUUCAAAAGAUAUGAUAUCGGUCAUUAUGGGGUGUUUGUUUGCGAUGGUGAAAUAUGAAUUUAGCGCAUUUUUGAUUAUUUUUACCAUUCAUGUAGCUCUUUUAUCAUUUUGCUUUUAAACCGCUUAUCGGAACACACAUAUAGACUGUUAUAUGAUAUAUAACUCUUUGAUACUCUUUGGUUAUGCUGGUGCAAAAAAAUCAGGCCGAUACUAAAAAAUAAUGAAAAAGCGAAAAAUAAUGUUAUCAAUGCAGCUAAUAGUAUAAGCUAACACUAAUGAAUAAUAACUGAAAUUGUGUAAUUAUUGCUACGAGGUCAUUUUGCAAAGGAAAGGUGGAAUCUCAUACCUACUGUUAGAAACUUACAAAGAUAACCGAAUUUCUUAGGCUAAGGCGUGGUGCCAAAAAAUUGGUUUUUAUUUUAGGCGUUUUGUGGCUUGCGUUCGCUCGGUGAAUUCGUUUAACUGAAAGGACAGAAACUGCCGUUCGUUCCCUAUUUAACUAUUUUUUGUCCUAUCCGCGAUGUGCUUGGCUGACAGUUCGGCGGAACCCUACAACGGUUACAGUAACGGUUGUCUAUCCUGUAUUAAAUUAGAAAUCCCAAAUUCUGGCCCUCCACCAACACUUGGUGACUUAACAGCUCAGACCGUGUAAGUGCCUCGGACCACUGCGCGCUACUUACGAUGCUAUUCGUGACUUUACAGGACAAGGAGGCCUAACAGUUCGAUCUUCAAUACUUGAGCAGAAGGCUCCUCCGUGUUGUCAGUCAACUCCACGCAUCUUCGAGCCCUGCUCUUUUAUAUUUUUUAUUUUUUGUUAACGAGGAGUGAGCGUAUUCCAUCCCCCUCCCCGACUUACCCAACCCUGCCGGUACGCUGUGGUGCGUAUUACUUCAUGAGGAGUCGUGCGUGCGGUGCACCCUGGUUGACGCUCUGCUGCGGCGAUCUGGUCUGCUGAUUCUGCUUUUUACGCUGCUUUCCGUGGUGCGACGCGGUCCC